UCGUGUGAUUGCUAUUCCGGUGGAUCUGCUGCUGCUAAAACACAACAUAAAAUCAAGAAAAGUAUUCUCGGGAGCAUCGCGACUUGCGCUCUGUGCGAGUGUGGAUUAAAUCUUUCCGAAAGGGGAAGUUUUUGCCGGUUGCAGUGGGAUUCGGAACACUUUCGUGCACUCUCACACAUCCACAGUACAUUUGACAGAUGUCCAGCUUUUUUUUUUUGCUGCUGCUCCCUCUCCGGAUUAAGAAAAUACAGAGAGAGCGAGAAUAAAGAAGCCACCCAGCGCAAUAAAAUGUUAAUAAAAAAUUGAAUUAGGGUGUGUCUAUUGUGAAACACUGAACAAUGAGGGGAUCUAAUUAGACAAUCCACUCAGGUUUUUCUUCCAUCUUCUGCGCGACUUUCAAGCUGUGAUCCGGCGAAUCUCGGGCCAAGAUGUGCUACGUAGUCAUCACCGGACGCAGCCUUCUCUGGUUCCUCAUGACUCUCGUGGCAGCAAUGCUCACGGUGUCCGCUGUUGUGUCACCCAAAUGGCUCAUCGGUCCGGAAGUAUUCACAGUAAAGAACAAUUUCACAACUCAGGAGCGACGACCCUCACUUGGGAUCUAUACAAGGUGCACAAUGAUGCUGGAUGGACACUACCACUGUGGCCCAUUUGACUUUGAUGGCUUCUUCACGGAUUCAUCGGUUUAUCCAACGGAAUUCAAGGUCUGCAUGUUCUUCAUCUCACUGGGCCUCUUCAUCCUCUCUGCCACAGUCUUCCUCACACUCAUCACAUGCUGUCGACAAUCACUCCUUGGCAAGAGUAUUCAUACAAUGACUGGAUCUGCACAGGCUUUUGCCGGCAUCUCUAUCAUGAUCGCCCUCUUCCUUCAUCCCCUCGGUUGGGGUGCUAAACGAGUCCUCAGACUCUGCGGGGACUCGGAAGCUUUCUACCCGGGAGAUUGUGCCAUCGGCUGGGCACUUUACUGUGCUGUGGCCGGAAUGAGUUUAGCCUUCGUGUGUGCCUUGAUCAGCCUCAAAGCUGAAUCAGCCAAUAUGAGUGCCUCCGUCAAGAGACGCAUUGAAGCUGGCGAGAGACUUGUCUUCUUCCUCUGAAGAUACCUUAAUGGACUUUAUGUAUAGCCUCUAUUUCUUAAUCUCAACCUUAAGGGGGAAGGCAAAUUCGUCGCUCUCUCAUUCCCAAAUUCAAGGAUUCAAAGAAGAAGAAGAAAUUUAAAAGUCCAGAAAUUGCUCUAUGAGCGGCAGAUCUGACCUAUACCCCCUAUCUCUAAGGAAUCUCUAUUUUUGUACUUCUCACCCCAAAGACUCGCGACUUAAGCUCACUGUGAGUGAGACGAUUUAUAUUGUAUUUUUUUUUAACACACCGUCAAUGUAUUCUCGAGCUUUUGUAACGACUUUUACACUCACACAAAAUACUCAAAAAAGUAAAAUGUAUUUUUAAGGGUAAUUUUUGAAUGUAUUUUUUUAUACAACAUUAAUUUUUGAGCAUAUUUUUUAUGUAAUUAAUCUUUAAUAAAAUGAAAAGGAAAAAAAAUAUUAAACUAACAA
Lutzomyia longipalpis is the source of this 1544-nucleotide messenger RNA. RefSeq names its product LHFPL tetraspan subfamily member 2 protein. NCBI's taxonomy places the organism in Eukaryota, Metazoa, Arthropoda, Insecta, Diptera, Psychodidae. The record is from RefSeq and is a predicted model, not a curated record. The transcript is spliced from 3 exons. Gene Ontology annotation, cellular component: membrane. Bases 429 to 1091 code for a protein of 220 amino acids.